Messenger RNA from Neolamprologus brichardi, 1943 nucleotides. The record is from RefSeq and is a predicted model, not a curated record. Lineage: Eukaryota; Metazoa; Chordata; Actinopteri; Cichliformes; Cichlidae.
UGGUGCAGAAAGUCCCUGGAGGAAGUACACUGAGUGGAUUCAGCAGGAGCUACAGCGACUACAGCUUCAGAAAAGGGCGUACCUUUUGGAGAAAGGUGCAGAAAAGAGGAAAUUAAAGGACCAAAUAACAAAGGCUUGUGAUAGUCACUGAAGCAAACACAAGGAAAAGGAACUUAAGAAAAUAAGAAGGGAGAAAAACCUUUAUCUUGUCUUGAAACAAAGGGAGAGAAAAUAUAAAAAAGGACUGCGUGGUUGCACCAUGGCAUCUUUUGGACUUGAGCUGGCCGGCAUCACCCUGGCAGUGUUGGGGUGGGCUCUCACUGUGACCAGCUGUGCCCUUCCAAUGUGGAGGGUCUCGGCCUUUAUUGGCGCCAACAUCGUCACUUCUCAGGUGUACUGGGAGGGUCUUUGGAUGAGUUGUGUGGUCCAGAGCACGGGCCAGAUGCAAUGUAAAAUCUACGACUCGAUGCUGGCUUUACCUCAGGACCUCCAGGCUGCCAGGGCACUCACAGUUGUUGCCAUUCUAUUAGCCAUGCUGGGUAUCAUGAUCUCCAUAGUCGGCGCCAAGUGCACCAACUGCAUUGAAGAGGAAGGAAGCAAAGCCAAAGUGAUGAUCAUUGCAGGAGUCUUCUUCAUCCUCAGUGGCCUCUUGGUUCUCAUCCCUGUUUCUUGGACUGCCCAAGUUAUCAUCACUGAUUUUUACAACCCUCUUGUGAUCAGCGCUCAAAGGAGGGAGAUAGGGGCGUCGCUCUACAUAGGCUGGGCUGCAGCCGGAGUGUUCCUGAUCGGAGGGGCGAUGUUGUGCACUAGCUGCCCACCGAAAGAAAAGAAAUAUCUGCCACCCAGGAUGGGGUACUCGGCCCCACGCAGCAUUAGUGCAGGUGCAGGAUAUGACAAGAAAGACUACGUCUGAAUUAAUUUCAUCUUGCUGAAGGAUGAAAGAAAAAUGAUUUUUGUGUGUGAGUUUUUGUCUGUAUGCGUGUUACUUUUUUUUUACCGGAAACCACAGCGUGAAUCCGGCUGAAAGACUCCGAGAUGAAGAUGCUGUACAAAUAUUAAUCUUUUGCUUUGCUUUUAGCACAUAAAGGAUGUGAUAUGUUUAUUCACAUCCUUUUGUUUUGCUUAAAAAAAUAGACUUAGAUUUUUCAGUGCUUGAACAUGGGAGCUUAAACAAAUAACUUUAUUCUUUUAAGAUUUUUACUGGGAAAAUAUUUAUACUAAAUUCUUGGCAUUAUGUGAAUCUGAAAACACCUGUGUGUCGUCCUCUUAUUAGCUCUUGGCUGGUUGCGUGGUGUUGUGUUUCACUGAAACCUGCUGUUAAAAUGUGGUCUGUCAUUUCACUGACAAUGACCAGGAAGAGUCAGCUCUCAUUUUACAUGCAUUUGGUUGGUGUGAUUGUUCAGUGUGUUCGUGUGUGCGUGUGUUUUGCAUGACCUGUAAUAUUUGCUUAAGAGAGUUUCUGCUGAGACUGAAACUACAGAUAGAUCCAAUACUGCCCCAGGUGAAACUUUGUCUUCCUUUUCACAGUUUCACUGUGUGUGCAAAUAGAAAAGAGUUUUUCAUGUGAGGAUAACUUUAUUUCAAAUGUCUGUAUAGUCAUGUGUUUAAAAUGUAUUUCAAAAUGUUAAAAUAUUCAAAUAUGUUCUACACUAUGCUCCUUUCUUUUAUUUUUUUAUUUUCUGGAAGUUGAUAAUGAGCGUUUGUCACAAAUUUUUCUCAAUGAUUUUUUUAAGUUUUUGAAUAGAUUAAAACCCAUGUUUGGUCCAUUUUUUGUUAAGCAUAUAACCAAGGACCUCUUUAGUGUAUAUUUAUGUGUGCAUGAUGCUCCAAGGAUCCCAUGUCUAGACCCUUUUAAAAAGUAUGUAACCAAGAUCCUCUUAGUAUAUUUAUGUUUGUAACACCACAGCAGUUUGCAAAGUACAUAUGUGUUUGUAUUUCACAGA